This is a messenger RNA of Pseudocercospora fijiensis CIRAD86, 1359 nucleotides long. RefSeq lists its product as uncharacterized. The annotation marks the transcript as partial. Gene Ontology annotation, molecular function: protein serine/threonine phosphatase activity; cation binding. The record is from RefSeq and is a predicted model, not a curated record. NCBI's taxonomy places the organism in Eukaryota, Fungi, Ascomycota, Dothideomycetes, Mycosphaerellales, Mycosphaerellaceae. The transcript is spliced from 2 exons. Gene Ontology annotation, biological process: protein dephosphorylation.
ACUCCAAUGCAGAAGCUAGGGAAGCAGGACCCGGCGCUCAGCGUGCCUACGGGCUCGCUGAACAAUUCGGCGGGAGAGUCGGCACCGGGUCCUCGAUCGACGUUCCGCGUAGGCGUCACCGAGGAUAAAAACAAGAAAUGUAGACGCACGAUGGAGGAUACGCAUGCCUACUUGUACAACUUCCUCAGCACGCCAGCUCCAUCUCUUGCCUCAGACACCAGCUCGCAGAAGAACAGCUCGCUCGCUCAAUCGCAAUCCCGUGACUCGAACGUGUCCCAGCAAAGCGUUGUUGAGACGGAUAAUGGAUACUUUGCCAUUUUCGACGGUCACGCUGGCACAUUCGCGGCCGAGUGGUGUGGAAAGAAAGUGCAUGUCCUUCUCGAGGACAUUAUACGCAAGAACCCGAACACGCCGAUACCUGAAUUGCUAGACAUGACCUUCACGACAGUGGAUCAGCAGUUGGAGAAGCUGCCUUUGAAGAACAGUGGUUGCACAGCGGUUAUAGCAGUGCUUCGCUGGGAGGAUCGCGUGCCUAAUUCGCAGUCUGCUACAGGCUCCACUGCACUUGCUCCUGCAACUGCGCAGACUGGAAACGCGGAGCAGACAAUUCAGCAAGGUGAGCCGAGGAGGCACGUACCGCAAACUGGCAGGAGGCUAAUUUUAUCAGCAACCCGGCAGCGGGUACUCUAUACUGCCAAUGUCGGUGACGCUCGCAUCAUUCUCUGUCGCAAUGGCAAAGCCCUCCGUCUCUCGUACGACCACAAGGGUAGCGACGAGAAUGAAGGCAAGCGAAUUGCUGGAGCCGGCGGACUGAUCUUAAACAAUCGCGUCAAUGGCGUGCUCGCCGUCACUCGUGCGCUGGGUGAUGCAUAUAUGAAGGAUCUCGUUACUGGACACCCAUACACUACUGAGACUGUCAUUCAGCCCGACAUUGACGAGUUCUUGAUUCUCGCUUGCGAUGGGCUUUGGGAUGUCUGCUCUGACCAGGAAGCUGUCGAUCUUGUCCGCAAUACUCAAGAUCCACAGGUUGCCGCGAAACAAUUGGUCGAGCACGCUUUGGCGAGAUUUUCGACUGACAACCUUUCAUGCAUGGUGGUACGCUUUGAUAAUAGCAAGCUCCAGGCUGUACAUGAGGAUAAAGAGAAUCGUAUUGGUGUUGAUGGCGACCCAUCUGCGAAGGCUGGCGGCAUUAGUGAGGCCGAUGCAAUUGUAAGCGAUACAAAAAGGCAUCUCGACGGUGGUGGCGAACCUCUUACUGGAAUGUCUGGUGCAACGACCAGUGACCUCAUGGACGAAGUGCAGCAGAAUCAAGAAACUGGUCCUGAACUAAAUCCAGAGGCAUUGGAAGCUGCCCGCAAG